GUCUUUGAUUUGUAGAAACUGUGUAGUUUUCCUUAUUCAAGUUUGGCGUUUAUGAAAAUUUUUCGUGAAUGGAGAAUAUAGCAAAUAUUGCAUCAAAAUGAGCGAUACAAGUAUACAAGUAAAAAUUUAUAAAACAGAUAAAUGUAUUUAUGAAAAUAAUAAUAAUGUAGUGUUAAAUGCAAAUAAUUUGAAUAGCUUAAUUUCUUGUUUGAAAAAUACGCAAAUUGAAAUCAACGAUUUUUUAACUAGUCUUAUUAAAAAUCAAAAUAGUUCUGAUAAUAGAGAAAAUCAGCUAGUGUCGGAAAGCGAUUCGGAUUUUGAAGACGAGAUUCAAGUUAACCCUAAGAAAUCUAAACUAACGGAUUAAAAAUUAAUACAAAUAUUUCAUAAUUACAAAAUUUGUAUAGUAUUUAAAUAUUACAUUUUAACAUUAAAAAUUCUAUAUUUUAGUAUCAUUAUGUAUUUGUGUAUUUAUAAAUAAGAAUUUGUGAUGGUUAGAAAUAAUAAAUCGAAAAUAAGUGAAGAAAGUAUCGUUAAUAACAAAAAAAAGAACAUGUCUACCAUGCUCUCAAAUGAAGCUCAACUGCGCUAUGUAAUAGAAUGGUUUCAAGAAUGGUCUGAAAUGCAAAGAAAUGAUUUUUUGGAUAUACUUUUGGAACAAUGUGGACCUUCAGGUCUUGUUAAUGGAUUAGUAUCUAAAAUGGAAAGUUUAGGACAUACAAAUGAGUCUGAUAGACCACCAAGUUUAUUUCAAUGUCGUGUAAAAUUAUUUCGAGAAUGGAGUCAUAAUUGGUCUCAACAAGAAAAAGAUUAUUUACUUUUAUCAAUAAAAAAUACUGAUGCUGUAUUUGCAGAAAAAUAUGAUGAAAAAUUAUCAACAUUGGUAUGUGAAGAAGAAAAAUCAUAAACAAAUAUCCAAAAAUA
This is a messenger RNA of Apis dorsata (giant honeybee), 924 nucleotides long. RefSeq lists its product as uncharacterized. NCBI's taxonomy places the organism in Eukaryota, Metazoa, Arthropoda, Insecta, Hymenoptera, Apidae. The record is from RefSeq and is a predicted model, not a curated record. The coding region runs from base 491 to 907 and encodes 138 amino acids. The transcript is spliced from 3 exons.